CGUCAGAUAGGCUGCGAGUCCCGUGACAACGAGGCUGAGCGCAAGAAUGAGGAUGCCCGAGGGCAGAGCGAAGGUGCGGUAGCCGCGAGUGCUGGGCAUAGUCGGCACUUGAGGAGGAGAGAAACGUCGAGGGGGGAGAGAGUAGUUGCAAGUCACCAACGCCUCUUCUUAAGUAGCAAACGAUGCCAGAGAGGCUACUCUACGACCACCAGGCAAGACGUGCCCGCCCGGAGGUUGAGUCGCUCGCGUCCCCAUUAGCUUCAAGUCGCGUAGUUAGCGCAAAGACUAGCAUGGGAGCCCACGAUGCAAGUCACCGAAUAAGGCCCAUGGUCCGUCCGUCCUCUCGUCCGCCUCACUCAGAUCCCGCGUCGUCCGAAGCGAGGGCGUGCUCGGAGAUUGACGCCAACGCCAUGCGGCGCCACGCCGCGCCACGCUUUCAUGCCCGCUCGCCGUUUUCAAGAGGGGAGCAACAAGCUGAGAGCCACACGCUUCAAGCUGCCUUUGGCUUUGCACUCGGACAGCUGACAAUAUGUUUGGCAAGCUUCAAGCCAGCCUCGCGCUCCUGGUGAAAGAUAUGAGGCGUCGAUUGAGCGACAGAGGAGCUCACAGCGGAAGGAGCAAGCGCGAGAGGGAUUCCGCGAUCCUCUUCGAUGCUGUGUCGAGUGGAACGGCGUCACCUUGGACCUUGAUAAGUGCGAUCGGGCAUCGUCCAUGAUCUCUGCGCCGCAUAUCGCCCGCUGCAACUUCCAGCCACCUGAGCAGGACCUCAUGCUCUCGAGGCAUGUUGAAACAGGCAUCGUCGCUCAAUCAAUCCGCCGCG
Messenger RNA from Jaminaea rosea, 820 nucleotides. RefSeq lists its product as hypothetical. The record is from RefSeq and is a predicted model, not a curated record. Bases 183 to 569 code for a protein of 128 amino acids. NCBI's taxonomy places the organism in Eukaryota, Fungi, Basidiomycota, Exobasidiomycetes, Microstromatales. The transcript has a single exon.